AUGCGGUGUAAGAAGCACUUUUCCGAUAUCAGUAGCGGCGUCGGCGUUUGCGCUUCCUGUCUCCGGGAGAAGCUUUUCGCUCUCAUCGCCGCCCAGGACCAGCAUACUCAGCAACAGCAGUUUAGGGCGCAGGAAGAGCGCCGGAAAUCGGACAUCAAUAAUCCCCCGCCUCUGGUGUUUCCGCGCUCCGUUUCGCCGUAUAUUUCCCGCCGGAGCUCGGACACUUCCCCCUGGCACCACCACGACCACCGCAGCCAGAGCGGUUUUUCGGACCAGAGAUUCUACUUUACUCCGCAAGUCGGCCCUAACCGGAAGAUAGUUGAGGGGAACGAGUAUUGCAAGAAGAAGAAUUACAGAUUUUCUAGGUUUUACAAUCUGUUUAGAUCCAAAUCGGAGAAGCCGGAUUCGGAUCCUGUAGUAUCCAAUUCUGGUGAGCCUUGUAUGGUGACGUCAUCUUCGUCUUCGUCGUGGUUUUCCUCAAUUCUCGCCAGUCGUCGGAAGAAGAAAAACCGUACGUUUUCUGUAGAAGAAUCUACGGUUGGAGGGAGGCGGAGAGCAUGCCGUAAUUGCGAUCGAGGAAUGUCUCCGGCGAGAUAUUGUGAUGCAGAUGGAGACGAGCAUUGCCAGGACGGAUCAAGCGGAUACUCUUCCGAGUCCUCCCCAGGCUGGAAGCAAACACCGAGGAGGACUCCGGCGGUUGCUCCUGGCCGGAGAAGCUGUGGAAAAUCCAGAAUACAACGGAACGUCUCAGGGAUGACUUUUUGCUUGAGUCCGUUAGUCCGUGCUAGCCCUAGCAGGCAAUGGAACCAGAAAAGCAUGCCGCCGGAUAUGGUACUCACCGGCGACAUUAGAGUUCCGGUGAAAUCUCAGAGUUCAACUACAUCGUUGUUCUGCAAAAACGGAUCGAGAAAGCUUGCAGAUUUCGGGAGGGCCAAUGGCAACCAUAGGUUUCGUAACACUUGA
This is a messenger RNA of Ipomoea nil (Japanese morning glory), 963 nucleotides long. RefSeq lists its product as uncharacterized. The record is from RefSeq and is a predicted model, not a curated record. Bases 1 to 963 code for a protein of 320 amino acids. The transcript has a single exon. Lineage: Eukaryota; Viridiplantae; Streptophyta; Magnoliopsida; Solanales; Convolvulaceae.